CUGGUUCCGCGUCAGUCUCUAGCCCGGCGCUGUGCGAAUACGUUCGUUUCACCUUUCUCCGCGCCAGUGUUCCACUCGAUCGUGUCGCGGUUAUCGCAUCGCUUAUCGUUUUCGUGCGCUCGCGCUCUUAAUCCGUUCUCGUGUGACCGUGUCGUCAUCAGCAGUGCACCGCUAACGAUUCGUUACCUCGUUGAACACCGCGGCAGUGCGUGUGUUUUUUCACGUUCGUUGUGAUUCCAUCCCUUCCCGGUGAAACGUAUUGUGCGUGGUGUGCGUCGAUACCGGGGAUUAUUGCUAUUAUGCUCGUCGUCGUCGGCACCGGCUUCCAUGGUGAAUUGAAACCGUAUAUCCGAUAAAUAUCGUUGCCGUUGCUAUCGCCAUGUCGUCCUCAUCAUCAUCACCUCAAAAGUCACAGCCAUGGGUGUUGAAAAAUUUGUUCAAUGACCCGGUUGUGCCUUGUAUUGGAGGAAGGGUAAAACUGACCGACGUCAACCCUCAUUUAGUAUGCGUCUUGUGUCACGGAUACUUCGUAGACGCUACUUCCAUCGUCGAAUGUCUUCAUUCUUUUUGUCGAAGUUGCAUAGUGUUGCAUUUGGAUAAAAACAAUUUUUGCCCGAUCUGUCGAGAAGAUAUUCAAAACAGCAAAGUUCUUAAGCCUGACAAAGCGUUACAAGAUAUUGUGUACAAAUUGGUCCCGGGUCUAUUUCAUUCGGAAAUGAAACGUAGACAAAAUUUCUAUAAAGAACACCCUCAUAGAGAUAUGCAUUUACAUCCCGAAUCUCGAGGUAUUAGCGUCGAUCGAAUCGUAUACACAGCUGACGAAUUGAUUAGUUUGUCAUUGGAGUUUUGUGAUAAAGAAUGUGAACAAGAAAUGUGGAAAAAUGUCACCGAUGACAAAGGCUUGCAAUACAAAGUGAAAGCCGAAAAGCCACCCAAGUGUAUUGUAAGAAAACGAUACUUGAAGUGUCCUGCUGCUGUUCGAAUGUCUCACCUCAAAAAAUUCGUUCGUCUUAAGUACAAUCUAAAACCUUCGGAUACGGUCGAAUUACUGUAUAGAAGAGAAAGCCUACCCGAGGAGUAUUCUAUAAUGGAUAUUGCGUAUAUUUACACGUGGAACCGAAACGAACCGAUGCGCUUUUUUUACAAAAUUAACGCUCGUGUUACGGUGCCUGUAAUGCCAGUGACGGAUAAAUGUUAUACCUCAUUAACAGACGAUGUACCUACCGAACACAGUGAUUCGCCGUUGUCGAUUACUAACGAAGAAAUUACUUCUUUGCCUUCUCAAAUCACGGGGACAACUAUUCCUUGUCACCUCGUCGAAGAAAGAGAAGAAGACACGAAAAGCACCACACCAGAACUGAAGUUAUCCGCCGCCGAGUCGGCGAUUGAAUGUGAAAAAUUGCUCAAAACAGAACUGGUCCAAAAAGAACCGGUGACAAAUAUCGAAAAAGCGGAAUCAAUCAGUGAAAACCGUGAAUCGUCCACCGCGCCAACGUCAGUUGAGUCCACUGUACUCCUUAACCCUCCAAUAUCACCAGAAGGUACUUCGAGGAAGGAAAACGUUUCGGAUAACGUCCGGAACAAUUGCGCUAACGAGUCGGCAAAAUCUACCGUUGCUGCGGUAGCAGUAAUGGACGAUAAAAAAUCCGUUGAUCCCAUCAUUCAACGGCAGACCGGUAUCACCUCUGAUGUUCCAAUGAAGAAACUGGAAAAACUAGUGGAUCAGCAACAACAAACUCCUCCGAUCACUCCUGUUGUCAGUACAUCUAUUCCAUCGCGAUCCGCUCUACCAAUAUCGAAGAAACCCACCGGUGUUGGUGAAUCGAAGCUCAACCUAUCCAUCACGAAACUAAUCAUGAAAAAUCAGAACGCCUCCGCAGCUGCUAAAUUUGUGCCCACUCUGCAGCAGAUGCAACAAAUUGGUAUGCAUACGUCUAUCCCUAGCUUUUUACAACAGCAACAAACUCCUCCGACGACACAGUCGUCAAAUUACAACCGACCCGGCUUUGCCGGUGGUAUGCAUCAGCUCAAACGAACCCCGGAUGCAUUGCCUAUCCGAAGUCAAGCACCAACCAAUCGUCCUCCAUUUAUACCGGUACGCAAAUCGUACGAGUGGAAUAAGGCCAGAAACUUGGCAGCUAAGCCCUGCGCAUCACCGGGGACAAUCAUCAAUAAAGACAUUAAUAAACCGAACGACAAACCAGUGGCAAUGAUGGAAAAGUCCACAAAGAAGACAACCGUGGAUAACAAACCUAUGACAAAUGCCGCCGGUACAUGUCUGUCGUCGAAAAACUCCGACGAAAUGAACGCCGCGCAAAGUCUGUUAAAAGUGGGUCAAGACAUACGGUUCUCGAAGCCACCGAUAAUGACCGAUUUACACGGAAAGUACAAUUGUGAAUCAUCGUUACAGAUCACCAAAGUCACCGAGCCCGUGACUAAUCAGUCGCCGGUGGUACACGAAAAACACCCUAACUCGCAACCUAGCUUACAGAUAAUGCGAGUGGCGCCGGCGGCGGACAAGACAUCAAUGAAAUCAGCAGCCGUUAACGAGGCCGGUAGCAACGGUAACACCACCGCUGCCGUCAAACCUGUUAAUAAAAAACCCGUACCAAAUCUGUACAGUAUGCCGACGAAAAGGACGAAAGACGAUUAUCAUAACCAUAACGGAGUUAUUGCGGACAAUAAACGUAUAGAGAGACGCGUGGACACGGAAAAUGGCGUGCUAAGCGUGUCGCUGCUGACUGAAACGUCCAAACAGGACAUGGAUGCUAAGCGCAGAGAGGUCGUGCAACCGGACGUAUCUAUCAAGCUGAUGACGUUCGCGACGGAAUCGUCGAAAAAGACACCGGAACUGAGUCCUAUCGGUGGCAUCAAUGGAUUUAACAAGAGGAAACCAGACGAAUCGAAUGCUGUCGGGGUUAGUAAUGCUUGUACUGUGAACAACCAAAGUAGCAACAAAAGAAGACUACUGCAGAACGAACUGAAUUCUAUAAGUAGUAGUGGUAGCAUCAAUACGAAAAAGUCGGACGAGCCGAAUCCUGUGAAAAGGAGGAAACAGGAAGAACCAGAGCGGAAGGUGACGCCACCGAAACCGGUGUCGAUCAAGGACGACGUGCCGCAGUUGAUAGAAAUAAAUUCGUCACCGUACUCAAAACUUUUGCCCGCGAAGAAACAGCAAAUUUUGCCGAAAACUCAAGCACAUCCAAAACAACAGCAAUCCGCUGCUGUCUCUCCGAAACCGUUACAGCAAACUACACACAACUCGAAACAGCAGCAAUCCUCUGCAACCCCGAAACAACAAUUGGUAACUCUGAAACAGCAACACGUGGCGAAACUUCAACCGACCACUGGCACCAAAGUCCUAGACUUAUCCAAAUCGCCUCCCAACACGAAUGGCAUUGUAAAACGAAUCGGUGAUUCUUCGGAUAGCUGUUCUCCGCCAAAAAAGAAGACUACUAGUCCGGUGCAACCGACGACGAGUCCGGUGCAAUCGAUAAGUAGUCCGGUGAAACCAACAACUUCGCCGACGAUGUCCAAUGCUGCCACCGCGGCCGUCAUCAACUCGAACUUGUUGUUCGCAGCCCAAAGGCAAGCGGCCGCGUUUCUGUUGAAGCAGCAUUUCGACUCGUUAAACAACGAACUGCAAAUGCGCAACGGUGGCGGCGGCGGCGGUAGAACUCCAACCGAGUGGCCUCGAGCUAUGUUCAAUCCUGCGUUGUUCGCCAGGCCUCCCACCAACCUCAACAAUUGAAUGGUCUUAUUACUGUUAUUCUGUUCGUAGACGAUGUGUACAUACGUUUACAUAGUGUAUAUAUAUAUA
Sipha flava (yellow sugarcane aphid) is the source of this 3820-nucleotide messenger RNA. Its product is annotated as polycomb group protein Psc-like. Gene Ontology annotation, cellular component: PRC1 complex. The transcript has 8 exons. Bases 380 to 3751 code for a protein of 1123 amino acids. The record is from RefSeq and is a predicted model, not a curated record. Gene Ontology annotation, molecular function: promoter-specific chromatin binding. NCBI's taxonomy places the organism in Eukaryota, Metazoa, Arthropoda, Insecta, Hemiptera, Aphididae. Gene Ontology annotation, biological process: negative regulation of transcription by RNA polymerase II.